Molecule: messenger RNA, 2478 nt
Organism: Mugil cephalus (flathead mullet)
Lineage: Eukaryota; Metazoa; Chordata; Actinopteri; Mugiliformes; Mugilidae
Gene: gnrhr1
Product: gonadotropin releasing hormone receptor 1
Exons: 4
Coding region: 281-1444 (387 amino acids)
Biological process (GO): G protein-coupled receptor signaling pathway
Cellular component (GO): membrane
Molecular function (GO): gonadotropin-releasing hormone receptor activity; peptide binding
Source: RefSeq, a predicted model, not a curated record
AACACACACACACAUAAGCAUGCACACACACACACACACACACACACACACACACACACACAUCCUGUAGCUCCUCCCCCUCUGAGCUGCUGCAGUCAUGAAGAUUUUUCUUCAGUUUUUCACAUCGGCUGCUGAACGGAUCCAGAUCAGACCUGGUUCUCCUGGUUCUGGUUCUGCUGGUUCUCCUGGACUGUCUGUGUUUUCCUGCUGUGUGGGAGAGGGACCAUGAGAAGAGGAAGAGACCAGAGUCCGACCUGAGGAGGAGAAAACACGGAACAGGAUGUCCAGUAACUGGUCCAUCCUACGGCUGUCCUCAUUGGCCCAGCCCACUAGCUUUGUAGCCCCGCCCCCUCCCAACACCUCCCAUUCCCCACCUCUUGCUGACUGGGAAACUCCCAGCUUCACUCGGGCGGCUCAGUUCCGGGUCGGCGCCACCUGCAUCCUCUUCCUGUUUGCUGCCUGCAGUAACCUUGCCCUAUUGGCCAGCGUGUGGAGGGGGCGUGGCCGGCGGCUGGCGUCUCACCUACGGCCUCUGAUGCUGAGCCUGGUGUCAGCCGACUUGAUGAUGACAUUUGUGGUGAUGCCUUUGGACGCGGCGUGGAACAUGACGGUGCAGUGGUACGGUGGCGACGCUCUCUGUAAGCUGCUCUGCUUCCUGAAGCUGUUCGCCAUGCAUGCCUCCGCCUUCAUCCUCGUCGUCAUCAGCCUCGACCGGCAGCACGCCAUCCUGCACCCACUGGAUGCUCUGAGGGCGCACAGCAGGAACCGACGCAUGUUACUCUUUGCCUGGAGCCUCAGCCUGCUGCUAGCAUCGCCACAGGUAGGAGGACAGCUCUUCAUCUUCAGGACCAUCAGCAUGGACGCUGUGGACUCUGUGGACUCUGUGGACUCUGUGGACUUCACUCAGUGUGCGUCUCACGGCAGCUUCAGACAUCGAUGGCAGGAAACUGUUUACAACAUGUUUCACUUCAUCACUCUCUACGUGGUCCCUCUGCUGGUGAUGAGCUGCUGCUACACCCGCAUCCUGCUGCACAUCCACCAGCAGCACCUGAGCGACACAGCAGGUGAGUCCCACCUGCGUCGUAGUGGCACCGACAUCAUCCCGAAGGCUCGGAUGAAGACGCUGAAGAUGACGGUGGUGAUCGUGCUGUCCUUCGUGGUGUGCUGGACUCCCUACUACCUGCUGGGGGUCUGGUACUGGUUCCAGCCCGACAUGCUGCGGAUCAUACCUGAGUAUGUCCACCACGCCCUCUUUGUGUUCGGGAACCUGAACACCUGCUGCGACCCCGUCAUCUACGGCUUCUACACGCCGUCCUUCAGAGCAGACCUCGCCGCCGCCUGUCGCUGGACCAGGAGCAGCGCCGAUGAUUCACCACAAUCCCUCGACCGCAUGUCCACCAGACACGGUCCUCAGAGCGAGGAGCGGCCGGCCGAGGACGACUGAUUUAAUCAGAGAAUAAAGUCUAGCAACAGAGUCCUGCUUCCGGUCUUUGUGUGUUUACAGUUUUAUCGCAUGACCUCUGAGUACUGAUGCCGUCGUUGAUGAAGAUAAUGACGAAAAAAUAUGUCACUGGCCCUUUGUUUUUACCUCAGUUAGCGUUAAGUGUCAAAGCUAGACAGCUGCUACCAGCCCUGUGGCUACAGAUGAGAAGGAAGUUAGCCCUUAUAUUGUGUUAGGGCCAAAUUUGACCCGUUUGUAAGUUAAAAAGUGUAAAAAGUAAAUUUUCUUUGUUUUUAUGGGGACAAGAACAGAGGUUUUCCCACAGAAGACGUAAGGAGUGUAAAUAGAAGGCUUAUUGACCCUAACCCUUCAUCCAUAAGUUAUAACUUUGGCUGUCAAAAUCAAUCAACAUGGAUUAAUCCAUCACGAUUAAUCUGAUUAUAAAUUUUAACCCAAUGAAACAUUUGCGGCAGAACAACCUGAGCAUGGACCCUCUGCUGAUCUGAGUCAUUUCUACUUGUUAUAAUAAUAAUAAUAAUAACUCCACUCAAACACUAGGUCGCGCUGUGUCUUUUCACCAGUUGGGUUUACUUUUGUUUCCACUUCCUGCUUCACUUUCAACAAUGGAGUCUGAAAUUUUGUCUGAAUUUCACCGAUAAUUCGGCCAUAGCUAACCGUUAAACCGACCAAAGCUGAUUAAGUUUAGAUGAAAUGUAAGAUUUACAAGGACCUAUAGAGGACAGGUGGUUGGGUAAAGUGAAAACAAGAGUUUCACUGCUUGUACAGAAAAUGUUUUUGUGAUUUUAACAAAGCUAGAACAGUGCAAGCAGACACACAGCAGCAGCACAGAACCAUUCCCAAAGACACUUAAAACAGUAGAUCACACCCCCCAUUUCUGCAUGCGUCAUCCACAGCCAUUUCUUGCCUGUAUUUAUUAUUAUUAUUAUUAUUAUUGGUCCCAAUAUGUCAGGUAGGAACCAUGCACAGGUUGCACAGGUGGCAAAGGGGAACUAAUAAAGUGAUGGUUGCUCUGGUAA